AUGGAUAACGGUACUGAGCCGAGCCACCAGGGCGAAGCCGCCGAUGCGGGCCACGAUGACUCGGGGGGCGCUUCGGAGGCUGCGGCGGCCCUCGCUUGCAACUGUUGCCGGCGCCGGAAGCUGCGAUGUUCCCGAGAGGUGCCAACAUGUCAGCAGUGCCGCAAGACAGGAAGCGAUUGUGUUUAUGAAUCGAAACGGUCCAAGCCGGGGAUGAAGGCUGGGGCCAUUGAGAACCUGCAUCGGAGACUUGAUGCGUUAGAAAGGACUGUUCACCAACAACGGACUAAGAAUUCAUCAAAAGACUGCAGACAAUCCGAUUCAAAUCACUCACCUAAUCAAGAUGAUGCCAGUGGCUCCAAUGGCGCCCUCGAAAAGAAUGCAUAUAGCAUCAUGGCAUUCUUCGCCAAAGAGCUACAAAAGUUCAACACUAAAAGCGGAAGCUCACCCAGCGAAGAGCGUGCGGAGACCGAGUCACCAGUACGAGCCAAGCGGCGUCGACUUGAUGAUCAUGAACCUUUUAAUAUUGCCUUCACGUGUAAUUCCAGCCCUACUUCGCCUGUCUUGCCAGAUGAAGAGGACCUUGAGAUUGUACUCAAGGCUUAUUUUGCACACAUUCAUCCAUGGAUUCCGAUUAUACACGAGGCGAGAUUCCGCCGUCGACUUCGAGAGCCCGGAGAAGCCAAACUUUUGCUUGCAGUAUUACAUGCCAUGGUCCUUUCUGCGUCAAGAUACAUAUCUGACGAAGAUGUUGCGACCAACUUAUUCGGCACGCUCCAGCAAAGAGGCAUCACCCGUGAUUGGAUCGUGUCAACAUCGAUGAAAACGUUCGACGUGGAAAGCCACCAAGCUCUCAUCAUUGUCGCAUUCAACGAUAUUGGAAGUGGUGAGGCUGCAAAAGCCUGGUCUCUCGUUGGUUCACUGACCCGGACCGUCGAGUAUCUCCAACUCACCGUCGAACACGACGACGUCGACCGGCCAUCACUAUCUCAACCUUUCGUUUCACUCGCUCCGCCAGAAAGCUGGACCGAGGCCGAAGAGAGGCGCCGGGUCUUUUGGAACGUCUUCAAGCUCGAUAGACUCAUCUCAGUCACCAUGGGCUGGAACACAAGUCUAACCUCAGACGACGUGCACUGCCGUCUCCCCUGCGACGGCGUUCUCUGGCGUAAAGAAGACGAAGUCGUGACACCCUACUUCGGGAUAUGGGACAAAGCCGCCGGCAGAAUAGGCAACCCCAUUGCCUUCAUCCCGUCCCACUACGCGCCGGCAUUGCAAGUAGGUGCCUCAGAGGAAGAAACCCAUACGCCCUCCGACGCCGGCACGUCACCGGGGGCGCCGGCCGCCAGCGUCGACAUGUCUACCGUCGGCGCCUUUGCCUACUGCAUCGAGGCGACCGAGUCCCUGAGCAGGGUCACGAGCUACUUCCUUCAGCAAAAGAUCAACAUGCGGGACCAACGCGACAUCAGUAGCUGGCUCACACGCUUCAAGGAGCUCGACCUGCGCCUGGUCCACUGGAAGAUGCUCCUGCCCCAGAAAUGGAAGGCCAAUAUGGCGCGGCAGUCGACGCGGAUGGAUCCCAACCUCACGCUGGCGCACGUCACGCACAAUACGUCCAUGAUUCUGCUCCAUCAGCUGAUUGCCUUCCCUCCGAGGGAGUGGCCUUUCAGGGCCCGGCUGCCGAGUAUUCUGAGCGCGGACACGUGCCAGGCUGCCGCCGUGGAGAUUGCUAUCAUUGCGGAGAAUUACUUGAAGCACGCGCCUGCGGUGAUGCCUGUUUCGAGCCAGUUUGUGUUCUGUAUCUAUGUGGCCGCCAGAGUGCUCCUCCUUCGAUGGCGGUAUGAUCUCGGGACUGAAUUGGCUUCCGAGUUCUGGUCGCUGGUUCAGAUUGUGAAUGAUAUGGCGACACGAUGGGCUGGCCCGCACAGCUUAGAGCCUGCGAGAGACAACUUGGCUGGGAAGUAUUCGAGGAAGCUCACGGAGAUGCAUUUACGUUGCCGCGAUGAUGCAACUUUCAACGUCAACGUCCUAGGCUACACCACAGAAAUCGAUCACACAGCUGCUCAGGAGCCUCCGUUGUCUGCCCACAUCAGACGGAAUGAGACCGGGAGACAUGAGGGAACCACUACCAAUAGACGAAACAGGCGGUUCGCAGAUACACAGGUCGAGCCCGCUGCAGGUAGUCUCGACACCAUCGUCGUGGCUCAACCGCUCCCAUCCAACAUUCCCGCAUCAUUUACCAAUCCAACGCAGAGCGCAAUGCUCCUAACCCCAGGGCUAGGCGUCAAUGGCGCUGAGCCGAUGGCCCAGCCCUCCCUGUACCACAGAAGCAGCGUCGGUAGUGGCGAUUUGAGCAAUAUUUCCCAGAUGCUCCUUGACCAGCAAUUCAUGGACAUGGAUAGAAUCAUCAGCUAUGAUGACGGCAUUUUCGAAACUGAAUACGAUGGUGGAGGAUGGUAA
Molecule: messenger RNA, 2454 nt
Organism: Colletotrichum abscissum
Lineage: Eukaryota; Fungi; Ascomycota; Sordariomycetes; Glomerellales; Glomerellaceae
Exons: 4
Coding region: 1-2454 (817 amino acids)
Biological process (GO): regulation of DNA-templated transcription; DNA-templated transcription
Cellular component (GO): nucleus
Molecular function (GO): DNA-binding transcription factor activity, RNA polymerase II-specific; DNA binding; zinc ion binding
Source: RefSeq, a predicted model, not a curated record